Ambispora leptoticha is the source of this 576-nucleotide messenger RNA. The record is from the annotation of a GenBank genome assembly. Lineage: Eukaryota; Fungi; Glomeromycota; Glomeromycetes; Archaeosporales; Ambisporaceae.
AUGUCACCAACAUCAAAAAACAAGUUGCGUUCUUCCCGCCCCACAAAGAUACGCUCCGUAGAAAUACAAACACCUACGGUUCUGACAUAUUUGACUCCAAGAACAUGUCAACUCGUAACAAUAGAAUACUCUAUCCAUGCGUGUUCUUCUCGUUUCUUACGGGAACUCGAAGCAGUUUUUCCAAAGGUUGCAAAUUUGGACCGGUGUCUUGUCGUACCUACCUUUCAAAAGUGUGAACACGAUCUUGUGGGCAUUGGUCCUUUAGUUGAUAAGGAAAGAGACUUUAUGGAAUGGGGAACAUCGAUUUGUGAAAAAUUGCGACAGUAUGGGCAUUGGGCGGAUAUUACAGACCCAGCUUCGGGAUUUCCUGUUUUUUCUUCGCGUGGUCCAUCAAUGUAUCCGGAUGUACAGGGCGCACAACAACUCUUAAAAUAUGAUGUGCAAAACGCUGGAUGUUGUCACAUUCUACUUCACCCACAAUGGGGAAGUAAAAAUUAUCCGGGAACAUUGUUUACGACUGCUGAUGCUGACACGUUGAAAAAUGUGAUUUCUGAUUGUUUUGCAACAAGGCAGUGA